AUGUUUGCGAAUAGGUCUAUGAAUAACACUUCAUCGUCUGGAGGACUAUUCAAUUUUGGCCAAUCAGGGACUCAGCAACAGCAACAACCACAACCACAACCACAACAAGUUUCAACAGCACAGGCGGGUGGAAAUGCAUCUGUGCCUUCGAAUCUGACACUAAGUAGCACAAAUAAUGUUGACAUUACAGCAUCACUAAACAUCAAGAGCAGUGACGAGCUAUUGAGAGAACUAUUAGACUCGGCCAGUAAUUUGCCUAAAGAUUCUAUUUCAAAAGUUAAUCUUGGUCCAAUACAUCUUACCCUCGAUGAACUUGCACGCAAGUCUGAACAACUCAGAAAACGAGAGGACAAGGCAAAUAAUUUCACAAAAGCUCACUAUUUAUUAGCUGGAAGCGGGUUGGCAACUGGAGACAUUGAAGAAGAUUUGAACAAAAUACAGUUACCUAAAUCAACUACAUCAUCGCAUUACCAACAGCAGCAGCAGCGUUAUUUUCAUCGAGACGAUGACAGUAUAGAACAUUACCUCAAGAGCAAUAAGGAGGAAAACAUUUUAAACACAAUUGAGCAAUCUUUUGCUCUAGCCUCAAAGGACUUUGACAAUUUCAUUAGUGCAAACAUCUCCAGCGACUGGCAAAAGAGAAGGGAAGAACUAAAGCAAGCAGUGGGACUAAAAGAUGACAUCAAGUUUCAAGAAGAAGCAAUGAAAUGUUCAGUUGUAUGGAAAUCCAAAUCUGCAGCUGCCAACAUUUUAACACCAUUGGCCACUAAAGGAAACACUUCUGUGCGUCAGACAUCAAGAGAAAAGUUUGAAAAUUACGCUAGAGUCAUUUAUUCAUUGAAUGAGGCGAGAUUGCGAGAUAAAGCGUUUCCUCUAUGCUUGAAUUUUUACGAAUUAAACAGGUUACAAGACGACCUAAAAUCAAAACAAAUUUGUGAAGCAUGGAAGAUACUUCAAGGCUUAACUGGGGAGGAAUCAGCUACAUCUAGCCAAGAGCAGAAAUUUUUCAAUUUUUCCAAAAUUGAGUUGAACGAUGCUAUACUGACUAGCAGUAGAAAAUUUUUGGAGAAGGAAUUUUACCUUUACAUUGAGCAACUAUACGCUAAAAGCAGCCACAAAUCUCAGACGUUUUUACCUGCUACUAAUAUCAACAAGAUCUCCUUUUUCAUACAUCAGAUUAUCCUUAAGAAUGAUCCUGAAUUGGUUAAUAAGACUUUACUCGUCAACGGUACGCCAAUCUGGGCAUUGAUUUAUUAUUUAAUGCGUGCUGGAUUGUAUGACGAAGCAGCUGAGCUAGUUUUACGUAAUCGUGAAUUGUUCAAUAAAUUCGAUAAGAAUUUUCCCACGUAUAUAAGAAAAUAUGCUGAUAGCCCAAGACAUACUUUGCCUUCGGAACUCAGUGAAAGAAUACAUCAAGAGUUUAAUCGGCAGUUUCAAUACGUUAUGAAUGACCUUGAUCUGAGUAUUAACUUUGAUCUGUACAAGUACUCGGUUUAUAAGAUUGUGGGGAAAUGUGAUUUACAUAACAAGGCAGUUCCUCAAGCAAUCAAUUUGAGCAUCGAAGACUGGUUAUGGUUCCACUUUGCUAUAAUCAACGAAUAUCAACAGCAACAACACCCAAAUGAUGACGAACAAUCCUCCAUUGUUUUUCAUAACUUUGGUUCAAGCAACUUGCAAAGCAAAAUUAUUCAACUUGAAUCGAAAUUUUUCUUGUCAUCGUCGUCAUCAAAAAACCCAUUAUACUUAAAAACACUUUUAUUAACUGGGUUAUACGAGCUAGCAGUUCAAUAUUGUUAUGAAUAUGUGAAUGAAACAGACGCUGUUCAUUUAGCUAUUGGAUUGACAUAUUUUGGUCUUCUCAAGUGCUCCAAUUUCAAGAAGGAUGAUUUACUAACAGUUUAUGGAAAUGAGUAUGAAAUCAAUUACAGUAGAAUCUUGGGUGCAUACACUACAAGUUUCAAAAUCAGCGAUCCAAAAGUUGCUUGUGAAUACUUGAUUUUGAUAGCCAUGGCACAAGGUGGUGAUUCAAAGGAAGCCGUGUCUGUUUGCCACGAUGCCUUGAAAGAGUUAUUACUCAUUACUAGAGAAUUUGGUAUACUUAUUGGUGAGUUAGACCCUGCUACUACAGGUGUUAUAGAACACGGAGUUAUGGAAAAGCAAAGGAAAUUAAUCAAGCUAGAGGACAUCAAAGCGUUUAAUCGUCAAAUUGUUGAAGCUACUGCAGUUAAAUGCGAAGAUGAAGGGAGAAUAUUUGAUGCACUUUUAUUAUACCAAUUAUCUUGUGAUUACGAAACCACCAUUGUUUUAGUCAAUAAGCUUCUUGCCGAGUUGAUAGCUACUAGUGAUUUGAAUAAACCAAUAUUGUAUUUUGGAAAUUGUGAUGUUAUGUCUAAUGGAUUCACUACUAGUAGCAGUAGUAGUAGUAGUAGUAGUAGCGGUGGUGGUGAGGAGGAGAAGCAAGGGGCGGGGGCUGCCGAGGAGACACAAGAAACACCCGAGAAUAAUAUCAUAUUGUUAUCUGAACAUAUUUGGAAUAAUUUUUCCAAAAGUAGCAAGAUCUUAAGCAGCAUUACUCCAAGCGUAAGACAUACUUGUGAACUACUCAUUUCAAUUAUUAGUAUACGAGAUUUGUUCAUCAAGAGAAAUUGGCAAGAGGUUAUUUCGAGAAUAGAUAAAUUGGGAUUGGUACCAGCAAAUGCCAUUGAUGAUUUGACAAAAGUAAGAAGCUAUAGCGAGCUAAUCGAAAAUAACGAUUUGGAUAAGAAUUUGAUUCAAGUUGUGCCUUCGUUACUCAUAUUGGUGAUGACUUGUGUAUCCAAUAUUAACUAUGACAUUUUAACUAAAAAAUAUCAACCUAUUAGUAAAGGAAAAGGUGAGUUGGAUUACUGGAAGAAAAUCGCACGAAACUAUGAUCAAAUAGUGGUGAUACGGAAUUUCUUUAACAAAGGGUUCUGUGACGAGUUGAUCCGGUUGUUUGAAACAAGAGUCAAGUUGGAAACAACGCCAAAGGUAAAGAGUAAAGAGUAUGCCGCAAGGUAUAAUGAUCGCGCUAGUUUAAUUGACUUGGAUGCAGCAGAUGUGUUAUGGCGAUAUAUGCAAAGAGUUUUAUUGACAAAUGAGUAUAGUAGUGAGCCUCAACUGGAGGCAAUUGCAAAAAUGUUCCAUGAUGCAAUAGGAUUGAAUCCUCAAUUACGGAUAUAUCGAUAUUUGCAAGGACACCAUUUUGGAAAACACUACGAUGAUUCAGUUGUAUGUGAUAUUCCGCCUCUUGGUAAGAGCAAAGGUAUUACGAAAUGGACAUUGUUGAUAUAUUUAACAGGUAACGAUGAGUUUACCGGUGGCGGAACCAUAUUUUACCCUGAGUUUGGUGGCAAAGAAAUGAAUAUCCAUCCAAGCAAAGGGAUGGCAUUAUUGCAUAAACACGGAGACGCUUGUUUGCAGCACGAAGCAGAGAUGGUGAAGAGAGGAGUUAAAUGGGUAUUAAGAAGCGAUGUUAUAUUCCCUGCUUAG
This is a messenger RNA of Lodderomyces oxycetoniae, 3510 nucleotides long. RefSeq names its product linker nucleoporin. The record is from RefSeq and is a predicted model, not a curated record. Gene Ontology annotation, biological process: protein import into nucleus; poly(A)+ mRNA export from nucleus. The transcript has 2 exons. The coding region runs from base 1 to 3510 and encodes 1169 amino acids. Lineage: Eukaryota; Fungi; Ascomycota; Pichiomycetes; Serinales; Debaryomycetaceae. Gene Ontology annotation, molecular function: L-ascorbic acid binding; structural constituent of nuclear pore; oxidoreductase activity, acting on paired donors, with incorporation or reduction of molecular oxygen. Gene Ontology annotation, cellular component: nuclear pore.